ACUUUUUUGGGGGAAGUGCAUAAUAAUCAACAUAUUAGCCAAGGUGCUUUUUAGAUAUCGAUCCUCUAGUGCGAGCUAGUUGGAUUUAUCCCACCGUGUGGACAUUUGCAAGGCUUGACCUUAUAGCUUUGCGUCAUUUUUUUCCCGUGCUUUUCCGUUGACUAGCAACAAUGCCGAAGAGGAAGUCUCCUGAGGGUCCCGAGGGCAAGGACAGCUCCAAGUUCACCAAACAAGAGCCCAUCAGGAGGUCCGCGAGGUUGUCAGUGAAACCUACACCGCCGAAGCCCGAGGCCAAAGCCAAGAAGGUUGUCGUCAAGAAGGUGGCAGAUGAAAAGGGGGCGAAGCCACGGAAAGGCACCACCAAAGGGAAGAAGGAAGACAGCCCUGCCCAGAACGGAGAUGCCAAGACUAACGAGGCAACUGAGGCCGCUGAGGAGAAGGCGUAAGGACAACGGGCGCCACUUUUUUUGUUCCCAUUUUCCUACCGACAAAUUUUUUGUAACAUGCAAAUUUUUUUGUAGACUUGUGAUAGAUGCUAGAGAUGAAUGGCCAGCGUUCCCUAAAAUCCCCAUAUAAUGUCCACACUCCUCUUAACUUCCCAACAGUACCUUCACAAUCAAAACUUGUUUUCUUAUUUUUACUUUUUUUAAAAAAAAAUUUAAUGAGAAACAGCUGCAUAUGUUCUUCAUCCUGAUCUCCACAGUAGUCAUUUUAUUUUAUUAGUAGUAGUCAUAUUUUUAAAGAAAGUGGCAGUCACUGUGGAGAACAACUGCAGCACUUUUACAGCUCUUCCUUUUCAGAAUGGCCCAUAGCUUCUUUUUGUAUGUAUGUGCUUUGGCUGGGCGUGAUGAUGGGUCUCCUGUGUUCGAUUUCCCAACAUUUUUCUGUCUCUUACACUCAAACCACCCCUCCCCUCCCCCGCCCAAACACACACACCCACACCCUAAUUCCCUUGUCCUGCUGCAGAGUGACAUAGCAAUAAGCAGCGGUGCUCGUGUUCUAGAGGCGCCUCAAUUGGCUUCAGUCUGUUGGGAGAGUAUUUUCAAAUAAAAAGAAAAAGUUGACAA
Phycodurus eques (leafy seadragon) is the source of this 1067-nucleotide messenger RNA. RefSeq names its product high mobility group nucleosomal binding domain 3 (gene hmgn3). The transcript is spliced from 6 exons. Gene Ontology annotation, biological process: chromatin organization. Gene Ontology annotation, molecular function: nucleosomal DNA binding. Gene Ontology annotation, cellular component: nucleus; chromatin. The record is from RefSeq and is a predicted model, not a curated record. Lineage: Eukaryota; Metazoa; Chordata; Actinopteri; Syngnathiformes; Syngnathidae. The coding region runs from base 171 to 446 and encodes 91 amino acids.